Molecule: messenger RNA, 711 nt
Organism: Meyerozyma guilliermondii ATCC 6260
Lineage: Eukaryota; Fungi; Ascomycota; Pichiomycetes; Serinales; Debaryomycetaceae
Exons: 1
Coding region: 1-711 (236 amino acids)
Source: RefSeq, a predicted model, not a curated record
AUGGGGUAUUUUAGUAAAUCGUUCUAUAAGCAGCAACAGGAUCAGAUCCGUGAAGAGCUAGGAGAGGAGUUACUUGAGCUAACUCUUAGAUACUUGCCUCAUCUCCGACCCCAGAAACAGCAAAAUGAUUACUGGGAGCUCAUCGCCAUCAAACUCAACGAGACUUUGGCUCUCAAACGAAUAGGGGAGCGACAUGAUACUGGGCCCAGGCAAAGUUUGGACGAAAUUUCUACCAUCAAUGGGCCUCGAGUGAAGGAAAUAUACGAGUAUGAGAUGAAGCAAUAUGUUCCUAGUUUCCACCCACGGCCUGCCGGGUCCAGCCAGGGAGCAGAUAUAGCGAUCUAUGUUCCCCGAGGGCGCAAAGAGCGUAUUAUCCAUGAGCUCAAAUCGCUCCAGAACCAUGAUGUGGAAAUCAUCACCGAAAUUUCAAAGAACAAGCUUCGAGAGUCUUGGGAACAGCACUUAGAAAAUGACUUUAAAGAUACUCAAACCUCAGAAGAUGAUGAGCAAGAUGAAGAACCCAAGAACAAGGCUGGCUCCCUAUUAGAAAAGGCAAGGGAAUCCCUGAAGGAAAAACUCAUUGAAUCACUCAUUGACCAAAUAGCACUGCGAGACCGAAAGGUCGAUAAGCUCACUAGGGAAGUGAAAAAGUUAUUGGACCUCAACCAUGCUCUCGUUGGUGGAGAGAGAGAAGAAAUAGGGGAAAGGUAG